Galleria mellonella (greater wax moth) is the source of this 4913-nucleotide messenger RNA. RefSeq names its product transforming acidic coiled-coil-containing protein 3-like. The record is from RefSeq and is a predicted model, not a curated record. Gene Ontology annotation, cellular component: cytoplasm. The coding region runs from base 1936 to 3516 and encodes 526 amino acids. Lineage: Eukaryota; Metazoa; Arthropoda; Insecta; Lepidoptera; Pyralidae. The transcript has a single exon. Gene Ontology annotation, biological process: cerebral cortex development; mitotic spindle organization; cell population proliferation.
UCUAAGAUUUGUAUGUAUAUUCAGUCAAAUUAUUUAAAUUUAUGCUAUGUUAAUACAAAAUAAUGUUAUUUAUUAAUUAUUAAUUUGGAAUUUGGUAAUGGAAAUUGUUCUAAAUUUUAUUUUUACUAAUUUCAUUAUAAAUGAUAUGAAUAUAUUGAUGAAUUUGGUAUAGCAAAAGAUGUUAACUGGCCUGUAUUAUUAGGGUGUCUAUAUUAUAUUUUACAAUGUACUCUUAUUCACUCACUAUAGUGUAAACAUAUUACACUACUAGCGUCAUAAUACAAUAUAGCCCUUUCUGAGAUUAAUAUAUACUGUACUAAAAUCUAUGUUUUAUUAUAGUUUAUUUCUAAUCUUAAUGUGCCUUUUGACAUAGACCUUCUUCAAUGACUUCCACUGGUUUCUAUCAUUUGUAACCCUUCACCAUUUUGCGCCCACAGUUAACUUGAAAUUAUCAGUGGUAAGAGAUAGUUAAUAAUGGGCUUUAGCUUCCCCAUUGCUAGCAAUACACCCUGUCUGAUUGAUCUUCUCAUGGUCCUCCUUAGAAACCAUCAUGUUUAAUUUCAGAUGAAUUCAUCAUGAUGGGCUAACUGGCCUGCCAUUUCAUGCUCAUUAAUCAUCUCAAUGGUCCCUAACAGCAUAUACUGUUAGCACAGGCGAGGUCAUUGUUCCAUUAUUACCCAUUAAGAAAAACUUCAAAUCAUCUUCCCAUUUCAUGUUCUCUUCCCUGCUUUCUCUUUUUAUUUCUUUAUUUCCUUUUUCUUACUAGGGUAUACAUAACAUACGUAUAUUCAUACUAAGAAAUUGAAAAUGCAAAUAAAUUACUAUCAAUAUCUUUGCCCAAAAUUUAUAUUAGUUUGGUGUGUUUGUCUGACCUAAUUUAUAUAGAUAUCUACAUGUUUGUGUACCUAAUUCUGAAGAGAUUAAAUGUAGAUAGAGAAUGCUGGUACCGUUCCUAAUUUAUGGAAUUGCAGCUGAAAAAUAGUAGCUAUAGGUAAUCACAUUAAGUAUUGAACUUUUAUACUGAAAAAUUGACAUAUUUUGUAUCAUCAUAUCAGCCAUUAACUGUCUAAUACUAAACAUAAAUCUCCCCCUAUUUGUGAGGAUUUUGCCAAUAGUUGCCAUGUUUGGCAAGUGGGUUAGCAACCAAAUUGGCUUUGGUGAUGUUUAAUUAAACCAAUGUUGGAUGUUGAUACUGAUCCUUAAAUAUUAAGUUCAUAUCAACCAUUUUAAUAUUAUGUUCCCUUAUUCCCUUCUUACAUCACCCAUGGGAAAAGAAGAGAUGGGCCAUUCUAUGUUGGGACCACAUGAGCGAUAUUUUGUUUAAUUUCAUAUAAAUUAUAAUUUUUGCCUGAUUUAUAUUGUUUUUUUGUUUGUUGUUAUAUCUAUUUAUUGUAAAGAAUUGUGUUCACGUAAAACUAAAUACUUUUCAAAACGCGAAAAUACUUAUAUUUAAAUUAAGAAUUUAUAUCGUAGUUCACUUCAGACAUUGACAGUAUACGUACUUUCAGAGACUACCUAAAGUUGUUACCGGAGUUUGUAGCUCCGGCCAUAUAUCUAUAAAACUACCUAUAUCAUGGAUAUAUAGCCUCUAUAGUAUAGGAUAAUCAAAUAAUCUACCUAUCUUAUUCUAGUGUAAUUUUUAUUUCUUUUUCAUAUGUUUCAUCUGCCACAGAUAAAGAAUAAGCAAAAAUUUUUUUUUUUAUUAUUGGCUGUAAUUAUUACAACACUGUCACCACAUUGACACUGUCAAUCUGACGUAUGUUUUAAAAAAAUUCCGUUGACUUGUUCGUUGAUUUGAUUGUCGAAAGUAUUUUUAAUUCUUUGGUUUCUUGUUUUGUUUUUGUUUGAGUAACACAGAAAUAGAACAAACUUGUAGUUUAUAUUAGUUUCAUACGAAAUAGUAGUUCAUGCCCUGUAAGGGCUGCGUAAAAGCGAAUGUUUUCGAAUAUAUUGAAUAGUACCCCGCCGACUAAGAACGAAAAGAGCAAUUUAAAAAAUAUAUACUACAAAUUCCAAAAUCUAUUGGGGCGUGGAACCGACAAUUGUAACAAUACUAGCUUUAAAGAAAAUAUGUUAUCCGCAAAGGGUAGCACUACGGCCUCCGAGGAUAGUUUCAUUACUCCAGUGUCGUCCAUGGGCGAUCUCAUGGCCCUGUCACCAAAAAAACCUGAGAAGUUAACUGAGCAGCCUGAUGUUACAGAAGAUCUUCUCACGGGAACAGAGUUUGAUAGCAUCUGCGAUGUGACAAUGCAGGAAGUACCUCAGUACGACGAUACAUUUAUAGAUGCUUCUAGUUUGGAUUACCUUGUUAAAUGCGCCGAAUCUAAUCGUAACCACAAUCUUAUAGAUAGAGGAAAAGAAAGCUUGUUUGUUAAAUUUGACCCAUUAUAUGCAAGGUAUAAUCAAAUGAGCUCUGAAACACUUCCGCUCACUACAGUAGCCAAUUCUGAAAUAGAUAUUGGAUAUGAGACUGGUAGUGCUGCAUCAGUCUUCACUGAUAAUCUGGUAGGUACACCUAAACAUACUUUGUCAGCAGGAUCUGUCAUAUCAAACAACAGCAAAGAUAAACCAAUGCAAAUAGUGCCUCCAGUAGUGAACUGUGAUGUUCCUAAAACAAGUGCUAAUCAAACAAGGACAACUCCUGCCUUGAUACGAAGUGUGUCAGCAAUUCUGACGCCCACACAAGUAGUAACAGAUCGACUGAUUAGUAUUUCUGGGAGUACCCCACCAACUGCAGCCCCUCGUAGCCCUCGUUAUACUACCUAUAGUUCGCAAGAAGUUGACCGCCUCCAAUCACUCAGAGUCAUUCUUCAAAAACAAGAUCAAGAGUUGUUACAAUUAAGACAGGAAAACAGAGAAUUAAGAUCUACAAUUCAAGAUAUGGAACACAAGCAUUUUAGAUCAACAGAACAUAUGGAAGAGAAGAUAAAGAAGUUAACUGAUGAAAGAGACAAUUUGAUAGAACGGGAAAAUAAGUUGAUUCAGCAAGUAAAUGAAAAGAUCAUGAGUAACAAACAAAUGUGUAUUGUAAUGGAAGAAUAUGAAAAAACUAUAUCAUCAUUAAUUGGUGAGCAACAGCAAGACAAAAUGCACUUUCAAGAACUCAAUGACAAAUUAAUAUCUGAAAGAGACCAAGCUUUAAACCAUCUGAGCAGUAUGGAAAGUUCUUUUAAUGAUUUACUUUCUAAAUAUGAAAAGUGUAAGAGUGUUGUAAUGGAAAUUAAAGAAAGAGAGAAAGUAUUUCAGGAAAAAAUUUCAGAAUAUGAAGUUGGUAUCAAGAAGUAUGAUGCUCUAUACAAUAAUCUAAAAGAAGUUACUUCAGAUAAUCUAAAUAAAGCUAAUGAGACCUUGGAAAGUGUAAAAAAGAAUCAUAAUGCAGAAAUUACAAAAUUAAAUGCAAUCAUAAAGAAACAUGAAAUUACAGUAGCAUCUUUACAGGAGUCAUUGGCACAAAAGACCAGAGACAAUGAGGAACUAACAAGAAUAUGUGACCAACUUAUCAACGAAGUGCGUUGAUAAUACAAUUUACUACAGUAUUUUUUUAAGUUCACUAUAGAUAUUUGGGUGCUUUUUAGUACUUUUUAUGACAUUUUGGAAAGUUUUUCAUUUAUCCAAUAUUGUCAAAAUUCUUCUGUGAUGUUUAUUAUUAUUCUUUACUUACUAUCAGUAAAUUAUAGAUCUGUCUAGUUAUACAUGUUAUUACUGUUUAUAUAUAAUUAAUAGUAAAAUUAUGUCUUCAUAAUAGCCACUAAACUAGAUACCUACUUGGAUGUCUCUAGAAUAUUGAAUAUAGCACUAAAAAUAGACAACUAGUCCAAACAGUAGUUUUUUUAUAACACAGGAGAUAAGCAUGUGACUCACUUGAUGGUAAGUGACUACCGCCGCCCAUGAUCAUCUGCAAUACCAGAGGCAUUACAGGUAUUCUGCUGGCCUUUUAAAAAGAAUAUGUUAAAAGAAGUUGUUCAUAAAAUUACUGAACCUAAAUUUAAUAAGUUUGUAGAAAAUUCAGCAUAAUUUUGUUCUUCAUACCAGGAUACAGGAUAAGCAGAGAGCCUGACAGAAAUGAAACACUAUUGUUAAUUAAGUAAUCAAAUUAUUAAGUACUUACCAUAUAAAUAUGGAUCGAAAUCUGAUCAAUGUUUAUAAAUAGGUGUAUACAUUAUAGUCCUUUGUUAUUUAAAAUUUUUAUUAAGGUAAACCAGGGUCUCAACAUGUAUAAUCUAGAUUAGUAAAUAGUCCAAUUGGUUGGUUUUUAUAAAGAAAAUUCCAUUCAAAAUAUAAAUUAUGCUCAAUAUGUAUAUUAUCUUAAGAUGCUUUGCUAACUAUACAAUUUUAAAGAUCUGAUUAUUGUUAGGUACCUACAAUACAUAAAUUGUAUAUUUAUUUAGGUAUCAUAUUUUGGAGGUGCUUGUAUAUUACUAAUAGUUAAACAAUUUUAAAAUUUAAUAUUGACAUUAUUCUCUGCAUUUUUAAUUAAUAAUAACAAGAAAUCAUUGUGACAUUGAUACUGUUAUGUUAAUCACUAUGUUUGAUAUUUUACUUGCUGUACUUAUUUAGAUUACUAUUUUGAAAUAAAUUUUUUUAGAGAAAAAUGUCUAUUUUUAUUUUUAUAAUUUGUGUGCUGGUAAAAACUUCCUAAAUACUAAAACAAAGUAGGUACUAACAUUAUAUGUAUAUUAAGGUAACUUACUAACACAAAUUGUACAUGUAUUUAAGAAGAAUGGACAUCAGGGAUCUUAAUCAGACAAAUAUAUUGGCUUAAAACAAUACUUUUUUUUUAAUUUUUAUAUGUAAAUACGUGUAUAUUUGUUCUGGCAUCACACAAAUGAUACUACAACAAAUUAAAUGCUGCUUUUAUAGUUAUUUUCCGAAAAUCGGAAUUUAAAAUUUUGUGCAUGUUUUAUCUUAAUACA